GGAUCUCGCGAGACUCUCUCGCAGCCGGCUCGGAGGGAGCAGUAUGGCGGAGCCUACGGCGCUGCUCAAGCGGGGUCUCUCCCGCUCCACGUGGCGACGGGCCCGGAAGGCCCGGCCCCAACUCGUGCCCAGCCGCAGGCACCGCCGCCGGCUCAGGACCCUGCGCUGGAGCGGCCGGCGGCGCCUCCGGCGGCGGCUGCUGCAAGCCCAGGCGGCCGGCGCGGACUGGAGGGAGGCCGCCUGCCAGGUGUCUCGCUUAGCGGCGUCUGGGAGGUCUAAGACUGCGGCGCCCAGCCCGGCCUUCAGUGCAACUCCGACACCCACCCCUUCUCCAGCCGCUUACCCCUCCAGGCCUAGCUCUGCGCUUCUCCCCAUCCCGCCGGUGCGGCCGGUGGGUACUGGCCGCGUGUUGUUGUUGCUGCCGGCCCAGCAGGGUUUUACUUUUAGUGGGAUCUGCCGUGUGACUUGCCUCUACGGCCAGGUGCAAGUGUUUGGUUUUAACAUCAGCCAAGGCCAGCCUGCCCGAGAAGUCUUCUCUACCUAUACCCACACUCGCCUUGCUAUCAAUGCAGUUCAUUACUCAAUGCCUGAGAAAAGCAAGAAGGAGAUCAGAAGGGAAGCCCGGACUUUGCUCAGAUCUCAUCUUAACCUGGAUGACAGAUGCUGGGCGAUGCAGAAUUUUUCUCCCCUGUGUUCCAUUGUGUUGCUGGAACAUUUGGAAACCUCCACUGUAAAGUUCCUGACCAGCCAUCCAGGUGUAUCCUACAUUUUUAUGCAAGAGAGUUCAGCUUUCCGGAUUACUCCUGAAUAUUUUACCUUGAGGUCUAUUGGCAUCAAAAAAGAGAAGAAAAAAAAAGGUCUUCAUUUAUCUGAGAGUGCCCUUUCCACACUGGAAGAGUUGGUCAAUGUUUCUUGUGAAGAAGUAGAUGGCUGCCCUAUCAUUCUAGUUUGUGGAUCUCAGGACGUUGGGAAGUCAACAUUUAACAGAUACCUGAUUAACCAGUUGUUAAAUAGUAUUUCUUGCGUUGACUAUUUGGAAUGUGAUCUGGGACAGACAGAAUUUACUCCUCCUGGUUGCAUUUCUUUACUUAAUGUUACAGAGCCAAUUCUCGGACCACCUUUUACUCACCAGAGGACACCACAGAAGAUGGUGUAUUAUGGGAAGACUUCCUGUAAAAACAACUAUGAGGAUUAUAUCGAGAUAAUAAAAUAUGUCUUCAGCUCAUACAAGAGAGAGUCUCCUCUCAUUAUCAACACUAUGGGCUGGGUGUCAGACGAAGGGCUUUUGCUUCUCAUUGACCUGAUCCGGUUGCUGUCUCCCAGCCAUGUUGUUCAGUUCAGUUCUUCCCACAGCAAAUACAUGCCAAAUCUCACCCCGGGCUAUGUAGAAGACAGGGAUGGCUUGUACACAAAAAGCAAGUCCAAGAUAAGAAAUCGAGGUUUCAAACUUGCAGAAUUUGCAGAGAAUUUGGAAUUUGCUGAUGAAGAAAAAGAGAGCCCAGUUGAAUUUAUUGGACAUAAACUAAUGUGCGUUCGUUUAGAGUUUGCAUUCAGAAUAACUCCAAGAAAUAGAGAAUUACAUAACAAAAUGCUUCGAGACCUGGCAGUGUUAGGUUACCUUGGCCAGCUGCAGCCCCCAGUGCCAAAACCACUCAGUCCUUUACAUGGUCUGACGCCCUAUCAGGUUCCCUUCAAUGCUGUCGCGCUGCGAGUUACCCAUUCUGAUGUCGCCCCUACCCACAUACUGUACGCUGUGAAUGCCAGCUGGGUCGGUCUUUGCAAGAUCCUGGAUGACGUCAGAGGAUACGUGAAUGGGCCCGUCCUGCUUGCCCAGACUCCAAUCUGUGAUUGUUUAGGGUUUGGCAUCUGCAGGGGCAUCGACAUGGAUAAGCGGCUCUACCACAUCCUCACCCCAGUGCCCCCGGAGGAGCUGAGAACCGUGAAUUGCCUGCUUGUUGGAGCUGUUUCCGUUCCACACUGUGUCUUUAAGAACCAGCAGAGGCUUGAAGGGACAAUACCUUAUGUCACAACCGAUUACAAUUUUAAACUUCCUGGAGCAUCAGAGAAAAUUGGAGCAAGAGAACCUGAGGAAAGACAUAGGGAAAGACAACAGCCGAGAUAUAAGUCGUACCGGAAAUAAAAGGAUACUGUGGA
Molecule: messenger RNA, 2154 nt
Organism: Nycticebus coucang (slow loris)
Lineage: Eukaryota; Metazoa; Chordata; Mammalia; Primates; Lorisidae
Gene: NOL9
Product: nucleolar protein 9
Exons: 12
Coding region: 44-2140 (698 amino acids)
Biological process (GO): cleavage in ITS2 between 5.8S rRNA and LSU-rRNA of tricistronic rRNA transcript (SSU-rRNA, 5.8S rRNA, LSU-rRNA)
Cellular component (GO): nucleus
Molecular function (GO): polynucleotide 5'-hydroxyl-kinase activity
Source: RefSeq, a predicted model, not a curated record